This is a messenger RNA of Ochlerotatus camptorhynchus, 1671 nucleotides long. RefSeq names its product V-type proton ATPase subunit VhaAC39-1 (gene VhaAC39-1). Gene Ontology annotation, biological process: vacuolar transport; vacuolar acidification; proton transmembrane transport. The record is from RefSeq and is a predicted model, not a curated record. NCBI's taxonomy places the organism in Eukaryota, Metazoa, Arthropoda, Insecta, Diptera, Culicidae. The transcript is spliced from 3 exons. Gene Ontology annotation, cellular component: vacuolar proton-transporting V-type ATPase complex; proton-transporting V-type ATPase, V0 domain; lysosomal membrane. Gene Ontology annotation, molecular function: proton-transporting ATPase activity, rotational mechanism. The coding region runs from base 169 to 1215 and encodes 348 amino acids.
ACACUUUUCAGAGAAGAAAAUCGCAUCUCUCAGCAAAGCAGCAGCAGCAGCAGCAGUGAGUUCGCAUUCGACGUCUUCGCCUGGAAGAAAAGUUUUGUCACCGAAGGAAAAUCGUCGUCCCACGGAAAACCCACUUUAUCCUACUAAAUAUAACCAACCGAAGGAACGAUGCCAGGAUUCAUGUUCAACAUCGACGGUGGCUAUCUGGAGGGCCUCUGCCGUGGGUUCAAGUGCGGAAUCCUCAAGCAGGCCGACUACCUCAAUCUGGUCCAGUGCGAAACGCUCGAAGAUUUGAAAUUGCACCUGCAGGGAACCGACUACGGUCAGUUCCUGGCCAACGAGCCCUCCCCGUUGGCGGUUUCCGUGAUCGACGACAAGCUGCGCGAAAAGCUUGUGAUCGAAUUCCAGCACAUGCGCAACCACGCGGUGGAGCCCCUGUCCACUUUCCUGGACUUCAUCACCUACAGCUACAUGAUCGACAACAUCAUCCUGCUGAUCACCGGUACCCUGCACCAGCGCCCGAUCUCGGAGCUGAUCCCCAAGUGCCACCCGCUGGGAAGCUUCGAACAGAUGGAGGCCAUCCAUGUGGCCGCCACCCCGGCCGAGCUGUAUAACGCCGUUCUGGUCGACACGCCGUUGGCUCCGUUCUUCGUCGAUUGCAUCUCCGAGCAGGAUCUGGAUGAGAUGAACAUCGAAAUCAUCCGUAACACGCUGUACAAGGCCUACCUGGAGGCGUUCUACGAGUUCUGCAAGAACAUCGGUGGUACCACCGCCGACGUAAUGUGCGAGAUCUUGGCGUUCGAAGCCGAUCGUCGCGCCAUCAUUAUCACGAUCAACUCGUUCGGCACCGAGCUGUCCAAGGACGAUCGCGCCAAGCUGUACCCCCGCUGCGGCCGCAUGUACCCGGAUGGACUGGCUGCUUUGGCCCGUGCUGACGACUACGAACAGGUCAAGGCCGUAGCCGAGUACUACGCCGAGUACGCCGCUCUGUUCGACGGAUCGGGCAAUAACCCCGGCGACAAGACCCUGGAGGACAAGUUCUACGAGCACGAAGUCAAGCUGAACGUGUACGCCUUUAUGCAGCAGUUCCACUUUGGUGUGUUCUACUCGUAUCUGAAGCUGAAGGAACAGGAAUGCCGUAACAUUGUUUGGAUUGCCGAGUGCGUGGCCCAGAAGCACCGUGCCAAGAUCGACAACUAUAUUCCGAUUUUUUAAAUUGAGUUUAUGCUUAAGCACCCCCACUUAACAGCAAGGAUAAAGUUUGAACACACAUUCCUCCAUCUACUUGUUGAUAUCAUCCGCCGGAAGGUAGUAGAAAAAAGGAUUACGUUCGCCGAAAGUAUUGUUUCCUCGUUCUGAAUUAUAGUUUGGAAUAAUUUCACCCAUUGAGGAAUGAUUUACCUACUGAAAUGUGUCGAACGAGUAUAUUUUCUGCACAUUUACUAGUUCUAGAAAGAUGCCGUUUCUGUUAUUUGUUUUAUACUGCUUUUGAACUUUAUCGAAAUUUAUUUUACUUGUGCUUUUGAUUCACCGGUAUGAUUCUGUACAAUAUAUGUCGAUAAGAUAAUAAAAUUACCCUGUAUUAUAAAUAUAUAAAGAUCACCCUAAAUCGAUAAACCUAAUCACUUUAAUGUAAAAUGGUGAAAUAUAUAGAAUGUUUAGAUGCCCCGG